AUGAAAAAGUUUUGGAGAACAAAGUAACAGUUUGAAUGGAGUACCUUGAAGGACGCAGACAAAAGCUGGAGGGUCUGGGUGGGUGUUGGUGGCGAUGGGAGAGAGAGAGUGAACUGUUCUUUGGGGAAAUAUAUCCAUCAAAAGGAGUACGAUAAACUCAAAAAACGCCAAGACGAAGGUAACAAAACCCGUGGCAAGAGCUUGCUAAAGUUUCUCUUUCCCCCAGCAAGGCUUCUGAAUGUUUAAUGAAUAUGUUACUGUCCUCCUCCCCCUCGUGCGGUGGGCCCCCUGCGUGAUCUAUGACCCCGGAAAAGCCAAUAGGACGAGGCCAUCAACGUAAGCCCCGCCCCCCACGCGUACGAUUGGUCGAUCGCCGCUUUGCCUGGCUGGCGCUGGGAGGAUUUUUGGUGAAGAGCAGAUCAGAGAGGUAGAGAGCCGUGUGGCAGUGCUUGCUUUGGCUAUUAAAUUGACAUAACGGUGAAACAGCACAGCAGACAUAUUUGAGAAAGCCUACUAGGCGUCACCACAGUCGCUUGCUAGCCCGUACCCGACAAAGGCUAAACGGGGUAGUAGGUAGCAAGAGGUGCUAGGUUUUUUUUUUUCUCUCUCUCCCCCACCCCGAAUGCCAAACCGCCGAAGUUAAGUCUCGGUCGUACGUGGAUGUGCAAAGUCUUGUACUGCCUUCACCUUCUCUGCAUACCCGGGUUCAUCAGUCUCGGGUGGGUGACUGUCCCCCGUGACCUCAUAAUCCUUUGCCUUCAAUGGUACUUUAUCCGGCUUGCUCUCAGGUCUACCUCACUUCUGCACCCCAGCGGGUGGAAGCCUGGCAAGACGCAGACGACACCGAUACCCCUUUUAAGUUGUUGACUUCGCACUCGGGUAGGGGCAUUGUGGAGCAGACGACAACAUUUUACGGUGCGUCAACUCUGGCGACUUGCGGACGACACAGGCUCUUCGCUUGAGCGUCUCGUCUCGUGUAUCCACCCCACACGCACCAUUGGUCACAGGGAACAGACAUGCACUGACAAACCGUUUAGGCCGAAGAAAAACUACACGAAGGACGAAAACCAGCGCCUCACAAAACCUCAGGUGGAUUGAGAACAGGAAACAAACAACAAAUCUGUGGCAGGUCAAAACCUUUGGAAAGAGACUUCAACAGAUAAUCUGAGGACCAGUGAGAUGUUUUCAGUGACUAGAUGAAAAGAGAACAGUGUGUGUUGGCUUUGCGUGUAGUUUCAAUAAGGUUCCUUUGCGCUCGAACCAAUCACAGUAAUGGAGCCGAAAGCAAAGAAAUGUAAAAAUUCUAAGUCUCCUCCAGCUGUGAUAGAUGUUGUGGAGGCCGACAACAACAACGAUGUGGACAUUGAAAACUGUCAGCCCACAGACCUUAGUCAGCAGCCUAGGUCCGAAAUUUCUAGAGAACUCGACCAAGCCUCGACAAAUGAGGACAGGUAUUCAUGUGAACUUAGGGUCGACGACGAUGAAUCCUUCGAGAAGACCGUAGAUGAAAGCCAGGAUCAUCCAUCGGAUUCUGAAGACGACAUCUUGUCAGAAUCAGCUGCAGCAAAAGCUUUCUCGGGGUCAAAUAACUCCGCGAAAAGCAGCCAUCGCCACCGCCACCAGCACCACUACCUUUAUCAUCAGAAACACCAGCAACCACCCAGCGAGGUGUCGCAGCAGGCAGGUGUCACAAGUCCCAAGCAAGCGACGAGACCUUCUUUUCUCAUCACAGACAUUCUGGGACCCAGGGCCUCAGCGACAGGGGCAGGAGGAGGAGGAGGAGGAGGCCAAGAGCCGUCCAGCUCCCCUGUCCACACGUUCAUCCAUUCCCACACCCACCCGUUUCCCAGCCCCACUGCCCACGGACUGCGCUUGCCGGUGGAGGUGAAAUUCACCACCCGUACCCGCUAAGGCCGAGCUGUGGAGAGCAUCUGUCAUUGCCGCUAGAUGAUGACAGAAUGGACGACGACAAAAUGGACGCUUCGUCGUCAGAACAAGCGGAUGACGACGCUGGCAGCGGGGCGGAAGGAGGCAACGACCAUCUUUCUGGUUCAGAUUCCCCGCCGAUGCUCAUAAAGACGAAGAAGCCGCGGAAGGCGCGGACGGCGUUCACGGACCACCAGCUGUCGUGUCUCGAGAAGUCGUUCGAGCGACAAAAAUACCUGAGCGUGCAGGACCGCAUGGAGCUGGCCGCCAAGCUCUCGCUCACAGACACACAGGUCAAGACCUGGUACCAAACAGGAGAACCAAAUGGAAGCGUCAGACAGCUGUCGGACUGGAACUUUUGGCGGAAGCCGGCAACUACGCAGCCGUGCAGCGCAUGCUCCAGACGAACCCUACUGGUUCACGUACCAUCCCCAGGCGGCGGCCAUUUUGUCCAACUUGGACGCCCUCUACAUGCGCCAUUCCGACGCCAGCCCCGCCUACCCUGUGCAGAACCAGCGCCCUCUGCUGCCUCGCAUGUUCAUCCACGGGCUCCAACAGCAUGUCAGCCAACUUCCUCCUCCUUCCUCCUCAGCAUCUCUGUACAGCGGCGAAAGUUCUCGAGGCUGACAGAACACGAGGGCUGUAGACACCAUUCGAGAACUUUCCCAGUCUACGGGUCUCAGAUGUAGAUAAGUAGACGAGGACUCUAUAGGCUCUCAGCUUAACCCCAGAUAGCUGAAGUUUUCAUAAUCUUUAAAAUAAAAAAGAAACUUUUUCUGUAAAUUUGUUUGUCAAAGACAUGCUUGGGAGGUGGGUGAUGGAGGACUCACGAGACGUUCUCAAGACUGAUGUUGGGGUGGGUACAUCAGUACAUCAAGUGACUCGAUUAAACACGUGUUCGACCUUUACCCCCUUAACACUAAUAACGAGAAGGGCUCUCAAUAUUACAAUGUAUUUUAUCAGUUUAUUUGUUCUGUUGCGAAUGAUGCGGCUGUGAAAUGUUUAAGUUAUUCAAGCGAAAUCUCGCCGACCGUGAUGUUUUCCAUGCAAAACAUCCGAAAGCCAUUAGCUUACUCUAACGGUCACCUUUCGAUUUACCGUUUGUCUCCACCUGAUUCCAUUACAACGGUCAGAAAAUUGCAUUCCUGCUUGUGGCUGGAUGGUUGGUUACUUAAAUUUGCGGCUCGGUGUUUUCACUUUGCGGUGACUUAUAUGUGUAGUGUGGGAUUUGGUAAAGGGUACCUCGUGUAUGUAUACAUCACGUGGCUUGAAGGCCCUUCUUACCCGAACACAUACGCACGAAAGUUUUACCGUUUGGGAAACGUGUCUACUUGAAAGUUUGAAAAAAUAUGUCAGAUUUGGUUAAAUCUUUGAGUAUGCUUGUCCUGUUAAGAAGGACCUUGAAGUGGUCACAAAUUAUACUUACACUACUACCUUUCUCUCCACACGAAACUCUUAUUCAGAUAUUUCUGAUUUUCUCCUUUCAUUGAGCUGUUGAGUGCAGAAGUACAAGAUUGUGCCAUGCGCGUUUCAAAGACAUUUUUAUUAAUUUAUCUCAAUAAAAUUCUACGAUUAGC
Molecule: messenger RNA, 3503 nt
Organism: Pomacea canaliculata
Lineage: Eukaryota; Metazoa; Mollusca; Gastropoda; Architaenioglossa; Ampullariidae
Product: retina and anterior neural fold homeobox protein 2-like
Exons: 4
Coding region: 1959-2615 (218 amino acids)
Molecular function (GO): DNA binding
Source: RefSeq, a predicted model, not a curated record